Molecule: messenger RNA, 3242 nt
Organism: Python bivittatus (Burmese python)
Lineage: Eukaryota; Metazoa; Chordata; Lepidosauria; Squamata; Pythonidae
Gene: ENPP1
Product: ectonucleotide pyrophosphatase/phosphodiesterase 1
Biological process (GO): ATP metabolic process; negative regulation of fat cell differentiation; inorganic diphosphate transport
Cellular component (GO): cell surface
Molecular function (GO): dinucleotide phosphatase activity; metal ion binding; phosphodiesterase I activity
Source: RefSeq, a predicted model, not a curated record
CUUAUUAACGGAGGCUGCAGCAGGCGCAGGUCCAGUCAAAUCAAGCCGAGCCGCGCGGGGACGAUGGCGAGCGACGGCGCUGCUAACGGCCAAGGGAAAAGCUUUGGGGCAGAGCCGCAGAGUUCAGCUGCGGUGCCCAUGCUGCCGGCUCUGGAGGUGUCGGAGGAGCCGGAGAAAGCGGCGGCGCUCAAAGGGAAAAACAAGGAUCCCUCUUACAAAGUCCUCUCCCUGGUAUUAUGUGUCAUUGUGCUUACAAUAAUCUUAGGAUGCAUAUUUGGACUGAAACCUAGCUGUACAAGAGAUGUGAAAACCUGCAAGGGUCGUUGCUAUGAAAGAACAUUUGGAACUUGCCGCUGUGACAGUGAAUGUGUUAAACUUGGAAACUGCUGUUUAGAUUUCCAGGAAGCUUGUAUAGAACCUGCUAAGAUAUGGACCUGUACCAAAUUUAGAUGUGGUGAGAAGAAUCGGCUAGAAUAUCAUUGUUCCUGUUCUGAUGAUUGCGUGAAAAAUAAUAAUUGCUGUGUCAAUUAUUACUCUGUUUGUCAAGGAAAGGCAAGUUGGCUUGAAGAGAAAUGUGAAGACAUAAGUGAACACCAGUGUCCAGAAGGAUUUACAAAACCUCCAGUGUUACUGUUUUCUUUGGAUGGAUUCCGAGCUGAAUAUUUGCAUACCUGGGGUGGACUUCUUCCUGUUAUUAGCAAAUUAAGAAAAUGUGGGACAUAUACUCGUAGCCUAAGGCCAGUGUAUCCGUCAAAAACAUUUCCUAAUCAUUACAGUAUUGCUACGGGUCUAUACCCAGAAUCCCACGGUCUAGUGGAUAACAAAAUGUAUGAACCAAAGAGAAAUGCUACUUUCACGCUCAGAAAUGCAGAGAAAUUUAAUCGACAGUGGUACCAAGGACAGCCAAUUUGGCUGACUGCAAUGUAUCAGGGACUAAAAUCGGCUGCGUUUUUCUGGCCUGGUUCAGAUGUUGAUGUCAAUGGAAGUUUUCCAAACAUAUACAAAUCAUACAAUGGAUCAAUAUCAUUUGAAGAAAGAGUAGUAACUUUUCUUAGCUGGCUACAAUUACCAGAAGAGAAAAGACCACACUUUUACACUCUGUAUUUAGAAGAACCAGAUUCCUCAGGACACAGAUAUGGACCAAUCAGCAGUGAAGUCAUUCUUGCAUUAGAGAGAGUGGACAAAGUGGUUGGAUUGUUGAUGGAUGGCCUUAAGCAAAUGAAUCUUCACAACUGCAUUAACAUUAUUCUUCUUUCUGACCAUGGGAUGGAGGCAGCUAACUGCCAAAAAACGGUCUACCUGGAUACAUAUGUGGGCAAUGUUAAAGACCUGUUUGUGGUACCUGGUCCUGCAGCUCGCUUAAGACCACAAAAUGUUCCAGAUGAGUAUUUCUCUUUUGAUUAUGAAGGCCUUAUCAGAAACCUUACAUGUUUGGUCCCAGAGCAGCAUUUCAAGGCAUACCUGAAGCAGAUGCUCCCCAAGCGAUUUCACUAUGCCAGUAAUGACCGGAUUGAACCUGUACAUUUUUAUAUGGACCAACAGUGGCAGCUCGCCCGGAUACCUUCUGAGCUCAAGUAUUGCACUGGUGGAUUUCAUGGAUCAGACAAUGUAUUUGCAAAUAUGCAGGCACUCUUUAUUGGAUUUGGACCUGGAUUCAAAUUUCAAACAGAAGUUGAUCCCUUUGAAAACAUUGAAAUCUACAAUUUAAUGUGUGAUCUUCUUGAUUUAACACCAGCCCCGAACAAUGGAACUCAUGGAAGCCUCAACCAUCUUCUAAAGAGAGCCAGUUAUAUUCCCAGGCAUCCCAAAGAAGAAAGCAGCCCUUCUUCAUGCCCUUUUGUGGGGCGGAGGACCUCCGCUGAUGGCCAUAGUUGCUCAUGUAAUCCUUUGGGCUUACCACCAAUUCAACCACAGGUAGAUCUCACUACUUCAGAAAUAAAGAAGAUAGAAAAAUCCAGCUUGCCAUUUGGGAGGCCCCGUGUACUCCAAAAGAAGCAGAAGUUUUGCCUUCUUCACAACCAUCAUUAUGUCAGCGGAUUUAGCCAGAUCAUCAAGAUGCCCCUGUGGAGUAGCUAUUCUGUUAACAAGCCCGACAGCUGGAAUGCCUCUGCAGAUGUUACCUCAAGCUGCUUCCGCACGGACCAUCGUAUUCCUUUAAACAGCAGUCAGACUUGUUCAUUUUACAAAAAUCACCCUCAGCUUAACUAUGGAUUUCUUUUCCCUCCAAAUCUAAUUAAAGAUGAUACAAAAAAUUAUUAUGAAGGACUUCUCUCAAGCAACAUAGCACCUAUGUAUUCUGCUUUUCAAGUGAUUUGGGAAUAUUUUAACGCUGUCCGACUGCCAUCAUAUGCUGCAGCCAGAAAUGGUGUAAAUGUGAUCGUAGGUCCUAUAUUUGAUUAUGACUACAAUGGCGUGUAUGAUACACCAGAGGAAAUAAGAAGACACUCAACUAAUUUAGCGGUCCUGAUUCCAACUCACUACUUCAUUACUUUGACAAGUUGUAAAAAUGUUUCUCAGACACCUUUGCAAUGUGAAGGAUCCCUUGAUGUUAUAUCUUACAUUAUACCUCACAGAGAAGAUAACAGUGAAAGUUGCAUAGUUGGCAAGCCUGAAUCCUUGUGGGUUGAAGAGAGAAUGAGACUUCAUGUUGCCCGAGUUAGAGAUGUAGAACUUCUUACAGGACUCAGCUUUUAUCAUGAAGGAAAGCAGUCUGUGGCUGAUAUUUUACAGUUGAAAACCUAUUUGCCAAGUUUUGACAAAGCCUGAUUUUAAUUUUGUUGGGUUUCUGUAUUGAAAAAGAGAAACUGUAUCACAGCUUCAUAGACAUGCUGGAAGAUUUUCAGAAGAUACUGGAACAAAGUGGGACCCAGAAAGAACCUGUCCCACAUUUUGUAUCUCAGGGACAUUUAAUGGGCCACCUGUAUCAGCGUUAUUAUUCUCUUCAACGGGAUAGAAGUGUUUUAUAUAGUGUUAUUAAAGCCAAUCUGGAACAUCAACACAACAGAUAAGCAUGUGGGAUAAAAACCAACAAUUCAACAAUGAUUACAACAGCAUAAAAGUUUCCAGGAGUUACUUUAUUCUGCCUGAUUUUCUUUUUAUACAGAGGCAAGAGUGGAUUAACUAAAAGUGAACCCACCUGGCAUGUAUAUUUCAAAAAUGAUAAGUAAUACAUGAACUUUUUUCAAAACUGGUCAUUUUCUGAACUAUUUUUUGCUCUGUUUAAUAAAUGGAAUAUCAUUUAA